Messenger RNA from Blumeria graminis f. sp. triticale, 1518 nucleotides. The record is from the annotation of a GenBank genome assembly. Lineage: Eukaryota; Fungi; Ascomycota; Leotiomycetes; Helotiales; Erysiphaceae.
AUGAGUUCAGCGCUAGCUUCCUUUCAGAUGGAAUUACCGUUCCAUCCCAACAACAUGAGUAACAAUAACUCGGGCUACUCUUCCUUACCGGGAAUAUCUCCGCAUCAGCUUCAACAGAGCACUAACCUACCAAACCAUACCCUUCCGCCACUCCAUACAUCACCUCAUCCGCCCAUGCAACCAAUGUAUGGUGGUAGUGCACCUCAAACCCCUAGAACCCUGGCGACACCUAAUAACGUAUCCGCAAACUCACUUAAUUUUUCCCAGGUCAACCAACAAUCGCGUUUCCAGCUCAUUCACAAUAAUCCUCAAUCCAGCCGAAACUAUCAGCAGCAGCAACAGCAACAACAACAGCAGCAACAACAACAACAACAGCAGCAACAACAGCAGCAGCAACAGCAGCAGCACUUGAUGACCGGUAAUAAUGAACAGAACUACCGACCUAUGACCACCAUGGUGCCGCAUUCACCUAGUACGACGUCGCUUUCUUACACACAAGCAAUCGCGCCAGCUCCCCAAAAUCGAGUAUCACAGUCAUUAAGGCCUAUAUCGCAUGGUGUUCACGUACAGAAUACGCUACAGUCCCCUUUCGGACAAAAUAAUAUGAUGACUCAAAUGGCUGAUAUGGAGCCGCCAACCCAUGUUGUUGGGUCACAAGGACGACGAGGAAUUUUGCCUAGUGCACCUGGAAGGCCACCGGUAACCAGCAGUACAGGGCGAAGUACUAUGAUACCUGCUAAAGAUGCCGAAGGGAAGUUUCCCUGUCCGCAUUGUACAAAGUCGUAUCUCCACGCUAAACAUCUAAAGCGACAUUUAUUGCGCCAUACGGGUGAUCGCCCAUAUAUGUGCAUUUUGUGUCGCGAUACUUUUUCUCGAAGCGAUAUUCUAAAACGUCAUUUUCAAAAAUGUUCUAUACGACGUGGGAAUCCGACCGGCGCAAGCCAUUUGUCCCACUCUCAGGCACACCUUAAAAAGACACAAUCGAGCCCUCAUAAAAACGUAGCUGAUACUCCCAUGAUAGACGUGAACACCAUGGGUAAUUCAAGUGGCAUGGGAAAUAAUAAUGCCAGCAUUCCUAUAUUUGGUGUCAACUCAGAUUCAGUCGGAGCUGAAAACGGAGCAAAUCUAGGUAAUCAUCAAACGGACUCUAUGCAGAGUAACGGAUUAAAACGACAGUCAACAGCAGAAAAUGAUGGAAGAAAUAUGACCGCGCUCAGCGGCUCUGGAGUCCAAACCCGCACUGGCCUAGAAUCAGCCUACACUGGAUCUACGCCGAGCACCAUGCCUUCUGGUAUGAACCCUUCACUUGCCUUCAGUAUGCCCCACGGACAGAAUGGACACUCAUACAACCAGAGUUAUGAAUAUACCCCCAACGGCACCGCCGCCACACCCUCGUCUGCCUCCAAUGCUACGCAUGUAUCAUCGGCUCAUCGUAACGAGAUAUCCAGAGAUGGAGAGUCUAUGCAGUCCUAUUCUCGGAACUCAUGUCUAUUUCGCGAAUCACAAGGUCAUGUCUAA